UGCACACGGGCAUGACGUCCGAUGGACUGGAGUUUGAUUGCGAGGUCUUUGCGCUUGCUUUUCAUCCGAAGGAGAAUCUUAUUGCGUCGGGGCUCGUCAGUGGAGCAGUGCAUUUACACUCUUAUCUCACAGCAGAUGUAAGGGAAGUCAGACAUAAUUGUUACCAUUCCAAGGCAUGUAGAGCAAUCACUUUCUCGAAGGAUGGCAACUGUUUGUGGUCAGGUUCUACAGAUAAGUCAAUUGUUGUGACUGAAAUGGAAUCUGGUAGUAAGCUGCAACAUCUCAAGAAAGCACACAGCUCUGCAAUAUAUUCAAUUCUGAUGGUUGAUCACAAGCUGCUGGCUACGGGUGAUGAUAGUGGAUGUGUCAAGGUGUGGGACACAAGAACAUAUGAGACAGUUAUGGAGUUUACAGAAAAUGAAGACUUCAUAUCGGAACUAGUAAUUGACAAGACGGGAAAGACAUUGUUAGCUGCAAGUGGUGAUGGCACGUUGUCCGUACUCAAUAUGAGACGAUCUAGACUUGAAGCGAGAUCAGAUAAUCAAGAGGUGGAACUACUGUCAGCUGCAUUGGUUAAGAAUGGGAACAAAGUUGUUUGUGGUGGUGGUGAUGGAGUAUUAAGUAUCUGGUCGUGGGGUGAAUGGGGUGAUAUCAGUGACCGUCUGCCAGGCCAUCCAUCAUCCAUAGAUGCUUGCAUAUCAAUUACCGACAGUAUGGUGUGUACAGGAUGUCUGGAUGGUGCAAUCAGGCUGGUAGAAAUACACCCAAACAGGGUGUGCAAAACAUUAGGAGAACAUCAAGAGCCAGUUGAACAGCUACGACUGUCACCUGAUGGUGGAAUGAUUGCCAGCUGCUCCCAUGAUGCAACAGUCAAAUUCUGGGAUAUAAAGGACCUGAGCUCAUCUGCCAGUGGCAUGACAAAUGGAAAGAAACGAGCAAAGAAAUCAAGUCAAGAAUUGAAAAGAAAACGAAUUAAACAUAAACAAUGUGCGAAUGAAGACUUCUUUUCCGAUCUAUAGCAUGCAGUAUCAUUGCGUCCCCAUGUACAUGUACAUCACACAUAAUACAGAAGUCAAUAGAGUGUACUCAAAUCUAAU
This is a messenger RNA of Corticium candelabrum, 1097 nucleotides long. RefSeq names its product WD repeat-containing protein 55-like. The record is from RefSeq and is a predicted model, not a curated record. The coding region runs from base 12 to 1019 and encodes 335 amino acids. Gene Ontology annotation, molecular function: protein binding. Lineage: Eukaryota; Metazoa; Porifera; Homoscleromorpha; Homosclerophorida; Plakinidae. The transcript is spliced from 8 exons.